UUGUUUACAUUUUGUUCCUGAGGCCUCUCAGCUUCUCAGGAGGAAAAAUCUUAAAGAAAAUAUUUUUCAUAAAAAAAUGUCUGUAACAAAAAACCAAUUUUCCGGAGUGCUGGGCCGAAAGCAACCAUGAAAAUCCUCAUGCCAGGGUACUCACAGGCUUGUCACUGAACCCAAAUCCAAGGAAAUCGAGGGCAAUCACGCGGUGGAAGCGCUGGGUCAGCCCCUCCCAGAUCUGGGAAGAGGAGAAAUGCAUCAGAAAAUCAUCCAGUGGGAGCAGAGGAUGGAAACAUCUGCAGGGUGAGCAGCCAUGGAUGGACGUGCUCCUCCCCAGCACCCCAGAGAACAUCUCAGCUCCAAGAAAACAGCAUCAGGUCAACAUUCCCCAAUAAACAGCCCCACCAUCCCCCAAAAAAGCCAAGGGAUUGUUGUGGGUGUUUCCUGGAAUGUGGGGCGUGGAAAGAGCUUGGAUUUCACACUGGGAGAGGAGCAAGGUGAAAUCCUGGAGCACGGUGGUACCUCCAGCAGAAAUCAGUUCUCCUCUGGAGCACGGCCCACCCCUGCUGUGCUGCCUGCUCAUCCCCAGGAGCUGUAAAUCCUGGGAUUUGGGUCAGAUGCCACCCCUGACCUUGCUCCAGUCGUAGCUGGACGUUGGGAAGCCGUGCAGGAGCACCACGACGUCCGAGCUGCCCACGGCGCCGCUGGAAUCUGUGGGGACAAUGGGACACCCUGGGGUCAGCUCUUCCCAGAAUCCCUCCCUUCCAGGGCAGGAACUGAGUCCAUCCCACCGGGAAUCCACCUCUCCCUCUGCUCCCCAAAACCCAGGAUGGGUUUGAGUCCCACCACAGCUUCCCUUCGGAAACCUCACCGGCUCCGUGAUCAACCCAGGGAUUGAUUUCAAAUCUAUGCAUUUUUAAUUGAUAAAAAGAUUUAAUUAGCCCAAAUUAACUCCAGCAGCCUCUGUGCUGCUGCAAAAAGGGUUUCCAGUGUCUUGUCCAUGUUGUGUCCCAGUGAUCUGCACAGGAAGGAAAGAACCGAGCCCCAGAGUUGCAGGGGCAGCCAGCAGAGGCCAAGGCCAGCCAGACUUGAUGGAACUGGCAGAUUUUGCCUGGGAGCAACCCUUGGAUAUUCAGAAUUUUGGAGGUGGAAUCCCAAUUUCAGCCAUGGACACCCAGAGAAGGACGGAUCCAUCUUGAGAUCAUUCCCAGCAAGUUUCUAACCCGGCGCAUCCCCCCGAAUCCCAAAUAUCAACAUAUAAAAACUCGUCUGGAUACUGGAAAUAGUUUGUCGAAAUACAUGGAAAAAUUGGAAGAGAUCAAAAGAAAUUACAGGUACAAAAAGGAUGAGCUGUUCAAGAGGCUGAAGGUGACAACUUUUGCUCAAUUGGUUCUCCAGGUGGCCUCUCUGUCCAAUGAAAGCCUGGAGGUGACAAACGAGGAGCUGCACAAGCUGCAAGAUGCUGGUGCUGCAGGGGACGACGGAGCGGGGACGAACGGCAAAGGGAGCCCUGAGGGGACAGCCAGCCCUGUCCUGUUCCUGGACAGCUCAGGGGCAGGGGAAUCCCUCCGCUCCACGCUGCAGAGUGUCAUCAGUGGGGUCGGGGAGCUGGACGUGGAGAAGGAUUCUCCCAAGAAGGAGGAGCAGGACAGCCAGGCCAGGGAGAGGCCCUACCCCGACUGCCCCUUCCUGCUGCUGGACGUGCGGGACCGCGACGCCUACGAGCAGUGCCACAUCGUGGGGGCCUAUUCCUAUCCCAUUGCAACGUUGUCUAGAACCAUGAAUCCCUACACAAAUAAUAUUCUGGAAUAUAAAAACGCCCAUGGCAAAAUCAUCAUCGUGUACGACAACGACGAGCGCUUGGCCAGCCAGGCAGCCACCACCAUGUGUGAGAGGGGCUUUGAGAACCUCUUCAUGUUGUCUGGGGGCCUCAAGGUCCUUGCCCAGAAGAUCCCAGAGGGGCUGAUCACCGGCACACUGCCCGUGUCCUGCCAGGUGCCAGCUCCCCCAGGAACUGCCCGCAGGAGAGCAGCGCCCAGGGUGCCCCCCACACGGGCAGAGAACAAGUGGAGGUUUUCUGCAGAUGAUCUCCAGAAGUUGAGGCAUUACCUGGCUGAGGAGCAGAUGCCUUCAGAUGCUGCCAGCCGCCUCAGCCGGGGUCUCUCGGGCCGCGACUCGAAGCUCUCCUCGGCCAGGAGCAACCCCGGCCUGCACAGCUCUCCCCGCAGCCUGGCGCCCCUGAGCAGCCGCUCCCACAGCAGGACCAGCGUCCAGAACAGGCCCUGGAAGUAAAGCAGAGCCCGGUUUGGGGAAUGCUGAGCAGUGCAGUGCAGCCCCUCUGUGCUUUUAGGGAUCGGCAGGGAAAAGCAGCCCUGGUGAGAGCUGGCAGCUCGGGUAAGGCUGGGCAGCUGCAAUGGCAUCACUUGGGGUGCAGGGCAGGACAGAGCUGAUAGAACUGGUUUUGUAGGGGAGGGAGAAAACUCCUAGUAAAGGCUGGCACCAGUAGAAACUGUCCCACAAAAGUUUUUAGUCCAGCUGGAGGGAUUUGUGUCCGUAACAUUCCCAGGUCUGGAGCUGUGAGGGUGAACAGGCCACAAAUCAUCUGUGAGCACGAACUUUGGUGGUUUUAGCAGAGAUAAAGACAUUCAGCAUCUUGACAAAAGUGAGAGUAGAUCCUGGAAGGGUUGUGUCUUGGUUUUUUUAAAUAAAUUAUGGUAAUGAACAGAAGUAUUUGUAAAAAAGAUUGUUUUUAUUGCUCAAUUGGUGCUGUGACAGCCGUGCUUGCUUAUGGACACUUUGUGAAUAGUUGUGUCUUUUUCAAGGUGACCUGAAGGAGAGUAACUGGAUUUUCUUUUCCCAAUGACUCCUUUGCCAGUGAUUUUUUAGGAGUUUCUUUAAGGUUUAGGGUGGCUGAAGGAAAAUUUGUUGCUGCUGCCUCGCCAGGGUCCCUAAAACCCAGCAGGGCCCUGGAAUCAGGAACUGAACAGUUGGAAAAGUGAAUAUCACAAAUUUUUCCUCAAACUGGUGCUUCUGGAUAAGCUGGGAAUCCUCUGAUUUUCCUGAGCUGCCUGUGGGACCCUUUGGAAGUGAUUUUGGAGGGAUUCUGCUCUCCAGUUUUCCAUCUGGCAUUGCUGAGCCUGGUCCUGCUUUGGUUAUCGUGGUCUUGUGGGGUUUGUGUGUAUUUUUGGAUUCAGUGUUUUUCCCCCUUUUUGAACCAGACAAUUUUCAACACAUCCCAAAACUCACUGGUGACUUUGGGAUAAUUCUGAUGAAAACCAGACAAUUUUCAACACAUCCCAAAACUCACUGGUGACUUUGGGAUAAUUCUGAUGAAAGGACAAAAAGUAGGAGAAAUGGCACAUAAUUUCCUGUUUGGGAGAUUAGGACUCAACAUCCCUGAGCACGUUUAUCUUUUGUUGUGACUGUGAGUGUGAAAUGAGACAGUGCUGACUGCAGGACUGGCAGGUUCAGUCUGAUAAGGUCCUGCUGCUGUGGGAGUAGAUUUUUCCAGCUCCAUGAGCUCUUGGCAGUGUCAUUGCAUUGGCUAAAAUCCUGAUUUUGCUGUCCAGCUGUGGGAGACAGAUCCAGAAUCCCUGGCUACUCUGUGCUGCAUGAAAACCUCCUGGUGAAACUUGGAUAAAACUGGCUUGAGUUGUUUGUGAUCCUCCAAAUCCCAGGAAUCAAAGCAAGGACUGCAUGUACUUUCCCACCAUCUCCGUGGAUUUGUGUGGAUUUGGACUCCUGGUGUUGUUUGGAGCAGAGUCAAACUCCCUAGAGGCUGAGAGGUUUAAUUUAAUAAAAAUGUAAAUUACA
Messenger RNA from Melospiza melodia melodia, 3807 nucleotides. RefSeq names its product centrosomal protein 41 (gene CEP41). Gene Ontology annotation, cellular component: ciliary basal body. The coding region runs from base 1294 to 2286 and encodes 330 amino acids. The transcript is spliced from 11 exons. NCBI's taxonomy places the organism in Eukaryota, Metazoa, Chordata, Aves, Passeriformes, Passerellidae. The record is from RefSeq and is a predicted model, not a curated record. Gene Ontology annotation, biological process: cilium assembly; protein polyglutamylation.